AUGGCAAACUCCUCUGCGCUUGGGAGCGCCUUGCGUUCCGGGCACUAUGCCUCCAUUAUUCUAUCCUCCGGGCCAUCGGCGGGUGAAUCAACUCCGGGCUCGGCCUCCGCAUCCUCCGCCCCUGCUCCGGUGGCCGGGGCCUUGAUACAAGCCUUUGCCGCCCACUUGACCGGUGCUGCUGGCUCUAGCCCGGCUCCGGAUGCCGACGUCGCUCAGGUUCUCUCCGUUGGCGUCGCUGCCUUGAAUGCCUUCCUUCAGGUCAACGUCACCGGCCCCAUUCUCCCCGAGUCAAAUGCCCUCAGUGCCCGGCUCACCAAGGCGUGGGCUGAUACUCAGUCGGAUAGUUCAAAAGGUACUCAGGAUCAUCUUCACAAGGCCUGUCUCGGUGACUUGGAAGUCGAUGGCGUGUCACCCUACACUUACAUCCCCCACCUGGAACUCUUCGCCCUCGCGAGGCACAUUAUUACACAAUCGCUCAGCCAGGCCAGCAGCGAUGUGGUUGAGGUUCCGCCCGACGAGCAACCGCUCAAGUACAGCCUUGCGUGGACCCGACUACGUGUUAAUGUAUGGCACUACAAGCUCUUGACGCAACCCAGUCUUGGACCAGGCUCCAACUUCACCCGCAGCUCUCAGUGGAGCGACGUGCCAACCCUGGCAUCCCAGAUUCUCGAUGGCAUCGAUUCCGUGCGAUCGCAGAUCGUUGGUGAGGAGGUAUGGGCCUCGGGUGACGAUACCUGGAGCCGCGAAGACAAGGUCCAGUUUCUCGUUGAAGCGGCCAACAACUAUAUCUUGCUUGGCCGGGACGAUAAAGCCAGGGAAGUGCUUCAGGAAGCCACCCAGACCAGCGGCUUCGCAUAUGCGCUCUCCGGUGCCCUUGGAAAGAGAACCAAGUUCCAGGAGAAGAACAUCAGCCAGCUCGUCGUGUUGGCAAAGAGUGGUGCUGAACAGCAGACGGAUGCCGGUGAUGAUGAAGCUAAACCGGAGGCUCUCCAGCUUAACAACGACACUCUUCUAGAGGAAAUCCACUUCAGCAAGGAAGAAAAUGGAAAUGGAAAUGAUAAAAAGGCCAUACUCCCUGCUGCCUUGGCGGAUCUCGCACCUGAUGAUCAGCCUCAGCUCUCGCCCCUCGACCAGAUCAUCCUACUCACUGAGGCUACUCUCAAGGACGCCUUUUCACCUGUGGACACUUUGACAUCCGCUGAAGUGUUGCCGUACGCCGUGCGUGUCAUUUCUGACAAGUCGACCAACUGGCAGAUCUAUACCCAGGCGUUGCUGGUGCGCUCCCGGAUAGAGGUUCACCGCAGCCGAACUCUUGAGCGUGGUGUACUUCAACUGCAGGCGGUGUCUGAUCAGGUCCUAACUGACACCACGGCCGAAGCUCAGCAUAAAGCUGAGGCAAAGGAGGAGGGUACCGAGACGGAUGCUCCAGCUAUUCAGGUUACGACCCCUGAGCAAGAUACAAGAUCGCUUCAGAGCAAGCCUACAACCUUCCUUCCAGCUCCCAAGGCCUCUGAGUCUGCGCCAGCGCACGUGCGUCUCCAGUACAUUCAUGCCCUCUCCUCUCCCCCGCGAUGGCAUCUGGAGUCUGAACUCGCCUAUGCCUGGGUUGGUGUCGGUUCAUUGGCCUCAGCCCUUGAGAUCUUCAAGCGUCUGCGUCUCUGGGCUGAAGUCGCCCUGUGUCUCGCUACUGCUGCAGCAAGCGAAGAUGAGGACGGCCGUGGUAGCGGUGGCGAGGAAAAGGCCAAGGGCAUUCUUCGAUGGAGGUUGUUCCAUCGCACAGGAGACACCGCGUCUCCCUCAGACCCUGACGAGGAGGAUAUUGGAGACGACGUGACACGCCUCAAGGGCUCAGACUUUGAGGGACCUGAGAGAGAUCCUCCACCACCCAACGCUCCUCGCCUGUUCUGCAUCCUGGGUGACACUGAGAACGAACCGGCUCACUACGAACGCGCGUGGGACAUCUCCAAGCACCGCUAUGCUCGUGCUCAAAAGUCUCUCGGUGAACACUACCUCCAGAACAAGGAGUGGGAAAAGGCUCGUGACGCCUACAAGAAGGCCACAACCGUCAACCGUCUCAGCCCCGAGAUGUGGAGUCGUCUUGGAGACAUCAACCUGCGUCUCGCACAUGCACUCUGGAGUCUCUACUGCGAAGUCAGCGCCGAGCCCAAGGAUGAGACUGCGAAAGAGGUUGUCACUCAAGCGCCUGCCGAGGACGAAGAAGAUGACAUGGUUACUGCUGUAUCUUCAAGACCAUCAGACCGUGAUCCAGCGACUCUCUUGGCCCAGUCACUUGCUGCUUACAAGAAGGGUGCCUCCAUCGCCCAUGAUAAUUGGCGAAUCUGGGACAACGUGCUCACCCUAGGCUCGCGCAUGCAACCUCCUGCGUUGGGCGACAUGAUUCUUGCUCUCAACCACAUCAUCCGCAUCCGUAAAUCUGAAGACGCCAUCGAUGUUGAUGUUGUCAGCGCCCUGCUCCAAGAUGCCGUCCUCUCUGUUGAGAAGAAGACUAGCUCGGGCAUCUACGACCCCCCUCGCGGAUCUCCUGAGAGAUUGGUCAUGAGACUUUUCGAAGAAGAGAUGGUGCCCCUGAUUACGCAGCGCUCAGAGCUGUGGACGCUUGUGUCUCGACUCCGCGCCUGGAGAAGAGAUCAUGCUGGUGCCAUUGAGGCAGCGGAGCGAGCAUGGCGUGCAGCCGUGGGAACUGCUGGUAGCGGUCUCUUGCCCGGCACGGCAUCUACGACGGCCGAUGAGGCGCGGGACUGGACUGUGAAUGAGGGAGCUUGGUUGAUUGUCGUUACAAGAACCGAUGAGCUGGUGUCGAUGCUAGAGAACUGGGGCCCUGACGUCGAGACCAUCGGCACAAAGUGGAAGGGCAAGGCUAGGAGCGCGAUAAGGAGCGUCAUGGGUAGGGGCAAGGAGAAUUGGGAGGGAAGUGAAGGAUGGAAGCUCUUGGAGAGCUUGAUGGAGGGUUUAAAGACCUCCUGA
This is a messenger RNA of Fusarium vanettenii 77-13-4, 2985 nucleotides long. RefSeq lists its product as uncharacterized. The transcript is spliced from 2 exons. Bases 1 to 2985 code for a protein of 994 amino acids. The record is from RefSeq and is a predicted model, not a curated record. Gene Ontology annotation, molecular function: protein binding. NCBI's taxonomy places the organism in Eukaryota, Fungi, Ascomycota, Sordariomycetes, Hypocreales, Nectriaceae.